UAGACUUUAGACAACACCAAGAAGAAGUGAAUCAGAGAUGUCUGACAGACUUGGAUCAGCUCAAAGAACUGCUCAGGGAAGCAUUCACUAGCGAACAGAACGAGCCGAUUUGCAGGUAUAUGUGGUUUUGUGCAUGCGCUCCAUAGCCGGGCCCCACUUAGAAUAUCUUCUUCCAUGUUGACUUUUCUUUUCUCCUAUUACCAAAUUAUGGCGUCCUUUCUGGAUUUUAUUUCCCCUUUUGGUAAGCAAGAACAUGCCGAAGACUCCCAUUUCAGUGCCGUGAAGGAGGAUAUCCGUCUUGAUUCAAGACACAGUGGACUCAAAAUUCGUGAGCUGGGUCGAUCGGGUCUUGAAAUACGCAUUGGCUACAAUUUACGGUCUGUGGAGCGAUCACCGGGCCAAAAGGAUUUCCCGUGGUCAAUUCGCCAAACGGCGGUGUACCAUUCGUUCGACUUGGAGACUGCGCAUACCUUGUGGGUCAACUUCAAGGGUAAUAAGCUUCUAAAGAAACGAGUAGAAGAGGUCUUAGCCUCAUCUGACGCUCACAAAAUUGGAUCAUGCAGUCAAGCAUUCACUACUUCACUUCAGCAACAUGUCUUGUUCUGCGAUUGGUCGGGCGAAAACUGGCGUUGGUAUAUCAAUUACCUCGAAACUGAGUUGCACAAGAUGUCUCGGAAUGCACUCGCUGUACCUGUCAACAAUUCUGCUAUUCUCAAGUCUCAUGUACGCCAACAUAUAUGCACAGACCAUUGUGCAGCCUCUUGCGGAAUUCAUGUCAGGCAAUCAUCCGACGAUUCUAGGGAUGAUCCACAACUAUGCCUUCCAAGGUACCAAUCUAAAACCUCGCCGUCGGUCCGCCAGGAGAGCCCUUCAGAGUCAACAAUAGAUAAACUACGUGGUAGUGAUUGGGCCCUUCCCGCGAGAAGGAGUUACAAAUUCCUGAAGCUCUUUAUUGGGCCAACCCUUAGUACUCUAAGAUACAACAGGCUUUCUUCACUUCUGUCUGGGCAAUCAGACCUGACAGACCAUAGUAGCACCUCAAGCUUGACCCCAGUCGCCGAAACUCCGGGUCUGGAAGAAAAGAGUGAUACAAAGCGCUCCCCCAAUGCUACCCAAGACGCACAGCAGGAUCAAUGGAAUCCCCAAGAUAAGAAUUCCUGUGCUGAAGCUGGUAAUCAGGCUAGUUCCGAGGAAAGUUUCACUAUCCGUGAUCUCCAGCGAAUGCAUUACAUCGAAGAGCAACUCCAAGAAGCGAACUUGGUGCUGAGGAUGAAUAUCGAAAACCUUCAUGAUCUAAGGCAACUUUACAGCUCUAUCAGCAGUCAUCAAGGCUUUCCAACCAAAAUAAAAUCUAGUUGUGGGUCUGACUUAGCAGACUUCGACAGGCGCGUUUUAGGAGUGGAGAAAGAUCACCGUACGCAGUUAUGGAGGACGGAGACUAUUCUGCAGCUGUUGAAUAAUCGAAAAGGCCUGUUACAUGACAUUAUACAGUACCAAAACAUGAGGGCAAAUGAAUUAUCUGCAAAGAAAGCACAGUCUUCGGCCGACAAAAUGGAAGUGAUGACUACCAGCAUGCACGAAAUCGCCCGCAAGACAAACCAAGAGACUGUUUCCAUGCGGGUUAUUACUUCAGUAACACUCUUUUUCCUACCCGGGACCUUUGUAGCAACAAUAAUGAGCACCGACAUCAUCAGGUUCGUGGACAAAAAGUCAGUGUUCCAACUCAAAGGUUUAAGAAUAUAUUUAGCCAUCAGCAUUCCUAUGAUGAUGAUGACUUUCCUGGCUUGGUACAUAGUUUAUAGGGUGGAGAGGAGGCGUGAUAGGCUCAUUAACUGCACGAUCCAGGGUACAAAAGGUUCGAAUAGGGUCUAACUUUGUUCGUUCUCGGUAUUAAUGAAGUUUUAUACUGCAAGUAUUCCCGACACAGAUUAAAUAUACGGAGGGUUGGGUUCUAACUUGGAAAAAAAAGUU
This is a messenger RNA of Lindgomyces ingoldianus, 1971 nucleotides long. RefSeq lists its product as uncharacterized. The record is from RefSeq and is a predicted model, not a curated record. NCBI's taxonomy places the organism in Eukaryota, Fungi, Ascomycota, Dothideomycetes, Pleosporales, Lindgomycetaceae. The transcript is spliced from 5 exons. The coding region runs from base 175 to 1872 and encodes 565 amino acids.